GCAUAUGAGUUUAAACUCAGCAAGCAUAUCAUUUUCAGCUCCUAAAAUUCGUCCUUCACCCUUUCUCCAUGGAAGAACAUCAAGCAAAUUUCAAAUGGUCAUAACUCACUCAAUUUUGAUCCGAAUUGAGCGAUUCUUGUGGCCACGGAACGAGGGAAGGAUCCUCUACUGAUAUAUAGUAUCAAUUUAAGGUUAUUGAAAGCUUGAAGGGAGUAUUUUGAUGGUUGUUCAUGGAGGAAUUCAUUCAACCAAAGGGUUAUCCCAUCAAGAAAAGCGUUAUCGAAAUUGCGUAGACUCGAAGAAGCGACUAUCGAUAAGGCUCGAGGCGAAUGGAUCGAGAUAUCGUCGUGCUUAUUUAAAGAAUUUGGAUAGCAAGUGGGAUUAUAUCACCCGAAGUUGCAAAGACUCUGAAAUAAGUCGAGAAAGAUAUUUCAUUAAUAAUAAAAGUCAUAAUUUUAUACCGUUCGCUUAUUUUGCACAUGUUAAGCGAAUGUGUACUUGGAUGGCCCAUGAAGUGGCUAAUAAGUCCUUAAAGCCUCCUUUUUAGGAGUUAUUAUUGUAAUCUCUGUUAUCCAGUUCUCUCAAAUAUUAUGUACUUCUAUUUACCGAAAUUAAUACAAUUGCUAUUUUGCCAA
Messenger RNA from Mercurialis annua (annual mercury), 635 nucleotides. RefSeq lists its product as uncharacterized. Lineage: Eukaryota; Viridiplantae; Streptophyta; Magnoliopsida; Malpighiales; Euphorbiaceae. The coding region runs from base 221 to 547 and encodes 108 amino acids. The record is from RefSeq and is a predicted model, not a curated record. The transcript is spliced from 4 exons.